Messenger RNA from Xyrauchen texanus (razorback sucker), 3537 nucleotides. Its product is annotated as carbonic anhydrase 5B, mitochondrial-like. Gene Ontology annotation, molecular function: zinc ion binding; carbonate dehydratase activity. The coding region runs from base 351 to 1286 and encodes 311 amino acids. The transcript is spliced from 7 exons. The record is from RefSeq and is a predicted model, not a curated record. Gene Ontology annotation, cellular component: cytoplasm; mitochondrion. NCBI's taxonomy places the organism in Eukaryota, Metazoa, Chordata, Actinopteri, Cypriniformes, Catostomidae.
ACAAGCAUCCUCGUGUCCCUCCUCUGCAUAUAAUUAAGAUCUAACGCCCCUCUAUGGAUGAAGCUGAUUGGACUGAGGCUGGACAUCCGACCCCUAAAACUGUGUCGGGGUUUUGUAAGACCGAGACAAUAGGAAACAUCUAGGCCCUUUAAGUCGUUUGGUGGGAGUUGGAAACCAGACCUUGUUUGAUUUCAUCCACCAAUCAGUAGGACGCAAGAAGCGAGUGUUGUUGGUACACGCCAAAUGACUCUUGGCGUCUCGCGGAUAGAUGUUAAGCUUUGAUCCUUGGCUUUUUUAAAAAAAAUAUAUAUAUAACAUUUGCUAUAAGAAGUCACGCGCAGCAGGGCAUCAUGGUGACACUGACAGCUAUCGUAGCGCCUCUCGGUCGGCAGAUUUUUGGCAGACAUUUAGUGAGACACGUUAGAUGCCAGCGCUGGAUACCUGCUCGGAGAUGCAACCUGUCUGCCUGCUCCAGCAAAUUUGUCCUGACAGAAGUGCAUCCGAUGUGGCAGGGGCCGCUCGCUGUUCCCGGUGGAGACAGACAGUCACCCAUUGACAUUGUGAUGCGCAAAAGCGUCUUUGACCCGCAACUCAAACCCCUCAAAGUGCAAUACGACCCGAGGACCUGCCAGCAGAUAUGGAACAACGGCUACACUUUUCUUGUCGAGUACGACGACACUACCGACAAAUCCACUCUGAAGGGAGGACCACUGGAGAAUCAAUUCAGAAUGUGUCAGUUUCAUUUUCAUUGGGGAGAGAACAACACUUGGGGCUCAGAGCACACCAUAGAUCGCCGUCUUUACCCUGCUGAGCUCCAUAUUGUUCACUGGAACUCUGACAAGUACAGUUUAUUUGAAGAAGCUAUUAUGGAGGAAAAUGGAUUGGCUGUUAUUGGAGUCUUUCUGAAGGUUGGAAAGAGGCAUGAGGGUUUGCAGAAAUUGGUGGAUGCCUUGCCUGCUGUCCGGCACAAGGACAGUGUGGUAGAGUUCACCAAUUUUGACCCUGCAUGUCUUCUUCCGGAAAACAUUGAUGAAUAUUGGACAUAUGCAGGCUCUCUGACUACUCCUCCUCUUACUGAGGCAGUGACAUGGAUCUUAAUGAAACAGCACAUUGAAGUCAGUCAUGAUCAGUUGGCAGUGUUUCGCAGCUUGCUGUUCACAUCUGCAGAGGAGCAGGUCCAAAGAAGCAUGGUCAACAACUUCCGUGUCCAGCAGGCUUUGAAGGGAAGGACAGUCCGUUCCUCCUUCACCCCCUUUCUACAAGACGGUCCACCAAUGGAGCCUUAACCUAAAAUCCUGUAAUUUUAAUCCAUAAGCACCGACUCCGCAGUCACUCUCGUCAGUGGUUUGCUGAUGUCAAUAUGGUCUUAAAUUGGAUUUUAAAUGCUCGACAUGAUUGCCAGAUUGCCCAACUCAUUAAGCAGCUAGACAUUUAGGUGUAGAUUGGAAAGAUUUGGUUGAAAGGGAUAAGCAAAGAAAAAUAUAGUUACUCAAAGCACCUGUUGAUGCUCAAAUUCCUAAAAUUUUCUAAAAUUUUAUAUCUAAACUUUUUCUGUAUUUGUACAAGUACUGAAUAUAGUGCUGGAAUUCAAGGAGUUUUUUUUUUUUUAUCUGCCUGAGAGAAUUUCUAUAAAGUAUGAAACUGCACAAUGUUUUUGACUAUUUUUAGGUAUUUUAAGAAGAGCCGGUCUAAUCUAGAGAGAUGAAAUGAAAAUGUAUAAGAUUACAAUUAAAUAUUGCAGUGUAAUUAAGACUAGAAAUAUAGACUUUAUUAAAGGUGCACUGGAAAUAUAGAAAUAUGAGGGGAAGAGGAGUAGAUUAAUGCGCACAAUCGUUUAAUGAAAAAGCAUUACUGUACUUUGUGUGUACUUCAGAUUUUUUUUACUGAAUAUGUUAUCCUCAUCCAUACUGCCUUUAGCAUUGUACAUAAUCACUGAUUAUUUCUCCAUUGCUCGCAUUGUAAUCAAUAAUCUGAUCAAUUGCACAAGUUGUUGGCCACAUUUGCCUUUGGGCAAAAUAUAUGUGCCUCCAAUCUUUUCCAUUAAGAUCACAUGUGUUAUUAUUGCGUAAACAUUUUUGUCAUUGGUUUAGCAGUAUCUUUAAAGUGUAUUCAUUGUUGCUGAUUUUGUAGCAGAGAUACUGUUAGGUUUUAAUUAAGAAAUGAUUGUAGAAUUUAUUCGGGAGCAUCUUGAUGUGUCUGUCCACUCAAUUUCAUUAAAUACUGGUAAGAGGGGACCUCCAUUUUUGAGCACGUGUUUUCCACUAGAGGCAUCAGAGGUGCACGAGAGCAGACAAAAUGUAGAUUUGGGAACUAAAGUAUGACCAACUGAUUGUUUCCUUUAAAGAUAACUAUAAUUUGGUUCAUUCGUUGCAUUUCAUUGAGUUGGAAGGUUUUAGAUUUGCGAUAUAUUUGGACUAGGUUGCAAAAAAACUUCAGUGUUCAGUGGUUACAUGGAGGUGAAGAAAUUGCAGAAGUAUGACAUGCUUUUUUUUUUUUUUCUUUGCCAAGAGACGCUGGUCUCUUUUGUGAUGGCUGAAUAACAAUGUUCUUGUGCAAACUGCCCCUAAAGUGGCCUCCCAUCUGAAUGGGCCACCUGGUUCUCUCCCUAUUGGGUCGAUGGUUGAAAUUCAGAGUGAUAUUAACUAGAUUGAAAGCUGGAUUUGCACUGUCCAAAUACUGUGUUGCAGGGAGGCUGGGAUCCCUUCACUCCACCUGCCCAAGUCUUCAGCUCUCUGCCCUUAGUAAAAAAAAAAAAUUGAACAUUCUUUCACAUCAGGAGGCCCUGGAACAAUGUUUUCUUAUUGAAACGGCGCUGAAUAGCAUGCGAAGACACCUUUUGUUGUUUGAAUUUGAAUUUGAAUUAUGCAAUGGAUGAAUUAUGGACUGAGGUUGUUAAUAUUCAAACUGACAUUCUGACUCUUUGCUGCAAUGGGUUUGCAUGAGGGACAUGCUUAACCCCCACCACCGACCCAUCUGGUAGGAUUUGCCUCUGCUUUGUCCUUUUUAAGUAGCUUGAAGCCCUCCAUUUUUAAUGGAAAUAAAGAAUCACAGUUUAACACUAAAACUUGUUUUACUGUUUUAGACACCAGAAAGUUAUCUAUAACUGUCACUUACCUACCAUUGCUGCCUACUAUACAUUUAAUGAUGCAAAGGUAUGCAGAACUUUGACAAUAUGAUUUGAUUCUUGUACUGUGUGCAGAAACUGUCUUGUAUUCAUUAGUUUAGGAAAUUGGUCUUUUUGGGUCAUUUUAGUUUUGUUUAACUGUUGGGUGGACACAAGCUUGUGCCCUGGGGAUUUAAGCAGGAUAAGAGGGUGGUGCUGAUGGUUUAUGGAGGCCCCAUCCCAGCAUGCACUGUUGCAUCAGGUGCUUGUUGGGUCCGGCUCAGCUGCACUAAAAGGUGCAUGUUUUGGUGGAUUUAGCAGGGGUGGGGGUGGGACAAACAUUGGGCAUUUGUCAAUGUAACCUCUCAUUCAUGCUGUCUAAAAUGUGUGUAUUAACCAUUUGUAUGUGUAAAAAUGAAAUAAAACAAAAUUGA